AUGAGCGGCUCCGAGUUCGUCGCGCGCAUCGGGUUGGCGGCGGGCGGGCUGCCGCCUCUCUUCUACGCGGCCGGCGAGCGGUACUACAUGCAGGCCGACCUGCCCGCGGAGACCAUCCAAGCCGGACGCGUGCCAGCGCUGUGGCGCUCGCUCCUCGACUCGCCGGCGCAGCCGCUGCGCUUGUGGGUCUCGACGCGCGGCGCGACGACGCCGCUGCACUUCGACUCGGCCGACUCGUUCCUCGCGCAGAUGCGAGGCUCCAAGCGCGUCACCUUCUUCCCGCCGGCGGCGCUGCGCGGCCUCUACCCGUACCCGGCCGACCACCCGUUGCAUCGCCGCGCGCGGCCGAGCCUGUACGCUGCGCCCGACGAGCGGGCUGAGGACUACCCGCGGUUCAGCGAGGCGGCGGCCGUCGCGCAGACCAUCGAGCUGCACGAGGGCGACGUCGUGAUUUUUCCUCGGAAUUGGUGGCACAACGUCGAGACGACAAGCGCGCUCUCGGUGAGUGUGGGGUGUCGUUUUGUCUAG
Molecule: messenger RNA, 528 nt
Organism: Emiliania huxleyi CCMP1516
Lineage: Eukaryota; Haptophyta; Isochrysidales; Noelaerhabdaceae
Exons: 1
Coding region: 1-528 (175 amino acids)
Molecular function (GO): 2-oxoglutarate-dependent dioxygenase activity
Source: RefSeq, a predicted model, not a curated record